Molecule: messenger RNA, 3188 nt
Organism: Culex pipiens pallens (northern house mosquito)
Lineage: Eukaryota; Metazoa; Arthropoda; Insecta; Diptera; Culicidae
Product: hemicentin-2-like
Exons: 12
Coding region: 882-2804 (640 amino acids)
Cellular component (GO): neuron projection
Source: RefSeq, a predicted model, not a curated record
CUUCAUCAGCUGUAUCGUCGGUCGGUUGUGCGAAUUCCCAACACGUGUGCGUAAACCAGAACAAUUUCAGAACAGAAUCUACUGAACAGCAGUCAGUCAAUCAGCCAGUCAGGAAGUGUAUUGGCCACGUGUCACUAAAAGGGUAAUCGGUAAUCGGUGAUCGGAGCAAGAUAACGGUGCUCGGUUUUCCCGUCCUUUCUUCUACCCUCCCGGUGGGAGAUACUCCCACGUGGUAUGCCCGGUGGGGAACUUUUGGACGAAAUCGACUGACGCGAGAUGUGCAACCAAAUUUUAAUUGCUCUCAAUUAAUGUGUUAAUCUACUGAUUGAUUGAGUACAGUGAGAGUGGCAUUUAAUUGGUUUGUUUGCUUGGUUGUGUGUGCCGAGUGAUUUUUUAUUCCAUUCUUCGGUGUGAUUAAGCGAUUUUCACUGGUUCGUGUUUUAUCCCGUGGGUGUUUAUACCAACAAGUGACCGAGAAAGUGAAUUAAUUCAAUAAACCAGUGAUACCGAUGGAAUUGUGAGCUCAAUCCGGAACCAGUUGUUUGUUUUCAACUGUUUAACAUUUCCAGUGAAAAACAAUCCAGCGAAUAAAAUACACAUCCUGAUUUUAUCCUGUUUGCAAAGGAAACUCAACGCAACAAGAAGUCCAAACCAGAAUGGCAACCACGGGCAGCUUCCGCAACACUGCAGCAUAAGGAGAGUAUCACAACAGUGCACAAAUUUCUGAGAUCGUGUUUGUUUGUCACACACAAAGGGGCGAACAAAAGGCAAAAAUUGCAUUCCACAUUCCUACGUCAACCCUUAACUCGCUGCUAUCCUUAGAGAAGAACCUGCUACUCGGGGAAGGAAAAAUGUAAAAUAAUGCAAAAAACAGCUAAAAGAUGACGAUAAAACUUCACGAGUGCAAACAUAAACAUCAUCAUAAACAUCAUCACGACGACGGCAUCGGUAGAAUUAAUUUCCAGCACGACAAAGUGAAAAGUGGUGACAGUGUUGAAGUGUUGCCAGCGGUGAGUGUCGUUUCAGCACGACAACCGGAAGAAUUUGUGAAUAGUGCAACCUGUAGUGACAUCGCCAACAGUGAUGGCGAGCUGGCCGGAACUUUGGCCACCAGGUUGGGUCACGAUGACAAGCCGGGGACACGGGUAGCAUCAUUCCUUCGCGGGGAUAAUCUGAAAAAUGCUUCCGCACAAACUAGUCCCGAAAUCCGGCAUCCGCACCAGUGUUACCAGAGUCAACAGAACCACCUCCACAACCAGCAAAGUAGCAGCAGCAGCAGAAGUCGAAGUUGUAGCCAUCCGAGUAGUUUUAACUUUAAGUUCUAUCGUUAUCAAUUCCUGCGAGUUAUAGUCGUACUGUACAUAACACUAGUGGUAGUUGUAGCAAAUGCCGUGGCAGGAUUCGAGCCCGAUUUUGUAUACCCGUUGGAAAACGUUACGGUAGCAAAAGGACGUGACGCGACGUUCACGUGCGUCGUGAAUAACCUCGGUGGUUAUAGGGUGAGUGGGGAGGCAACUCCGGCCAGGGUUGCAUGGAUCAAGGCGGACGCGAAGGCGAUUCUCGCGAUCCACGAGCACGUGAUCACCAACAACGGGCGACUGUCGGUGACGCAUAACGACUACAACACCUGGACCCUGGUGAUACGCAGCGUCAAGAUGGAGGACCGGGGCGUGUACAUGUGUCAGGUCAACACCGACCCGAUGAAGAUGCAGACCGCGUUCCUGGAGGUUGUGAUUCCACCGGACAUAGUGUACGAGGAAACGUCCGGUGACAUGAUGGUUCCCGAGGGCGGUUCGGCCAAGCUGGUAUGCAAAGCACGUGGCUAUCCGAAGCCAAAAAUCAUCUGGCGACGGGAGGACGGCCGGGAGAUCAUCGCACGGAACGGAACCCACGGCAAGAUGAAAGCCACGGUCGUUGAGGGCGAAAUGCUAUCACUUACAAAGGUGACACGUUCCGAAAUGGGUGCGUACAUGUGCAUCGCGUCCAACGGUGUGCCCCCGUCCGUGAGCAAACGGAUGAAGCUGCAAGUGCACUUUCAUCCGCUGAUACAAGUGCCGAAUCAGCUCGUCGGGGCCCCGCUGGGAACCGAUGUCACGCUCAUCUGUAACGUCGAGGCGUCCCCGAAAGCAAUCAACUACUGGCAGCGGGAAAACGGUGAGUAUGGCGAGAUGAUAAUCUCCAACGAGCGAUACUCGAUGAAUGAAAACGAAAGCUCAAUGUACGCGGUGCAGAUGACGCUUGUGAUCCGGAAGCUGCACAAGGCCGAUAUGGGUGGAUACAAGUGCAUAUCGAAAAACAGCAUCGGUGACGCCGAGGGGACGAUCCGGUUGUACGAGAUGGAGCUCCAGAAAAAGACUAAAACUGCACAUAGACUGAACAGCGUUGAGGACACAUCGAAUGAUGAAAUCAACUCCACGCCAAACGUUGACCAACCCGAAGAGACGAACAAGAUCCACAAAAACGGACGCCUUUACAAGGGUCUGCAGGGCAGCGAACACGAUCUGAUGAGCUCCUCGGGUGCGACCGGAAUCGUGGUCAGUGCCCAUCGUGGUGGCUUUGGGCUGUUCCAAUCGAUGCCACGCCAUCUCCACCAUCGACCACAUCAAUCAUCGACUGGCUGGUCUGGCGAGGCCAAGCUGCUAAUUGUCCUGCUCGUGCAUCUACGCCAGCUGUUGGCCCGAUGGUUGCUCCGGCUGGUUCGGCUUACCCGGAGGAAGGUCCUCCAAGCCACCAUGGCCAUCCAGUUCCAACAUCCGACGCCCUCGCCGUGUUCGUCCCCGGUACUGUUACACUCAUCGUUGUGAUUUAUGCUGUUAUUUCUGCUGCUAGAUGUGCGACUGAGCAUUGUUUAAAGCUGCUAGUUGUUUGGAUGAGAUGGGUUAUGUGUGUACUUCCGUACGUCACUCAAGUUCUACGAUCGCCGACAAAUUGAAAGUGGCACGGCAGAGGGAAAAAGUCCAUCACUCAUCACGGUCCUGUCUUUGCCCACGCUGCAGUUCGUCCCAAAGUGGGAUUGGCAGCAGUGGCUUGACAGCGGUUCUCCAUGACUCUUUUGCUGGGUUGCUUCUUUGUGCUCAAUCUCAACACGUGAUGGCUACCCCGUGAAGGGAGGUUCCACCACGUGCGGAGCCACGUGUGUAUAUUUUAAAUGCAUAAGUGCCAAAAGUUAUCGAAUAAUAAACUGCAAA